Rhizopus microsporus ATCC 52813 is the source of this 624-nucleotide messenger RNA. Its product is annotated as oligosaccharide biosynthesis protein Alg14 like protein. The record is from RefSeq and is a predicted model, not a curated record. Lineage: Eukaryota; Fungi; Mucoromycota; Mucoromycetes; Mucorales; Rhizopodaceae. Gene Ontology annotation, biological process: dolichol-linked oligosaccharide biosynthetic process. The transcript has 5 exons. Gene Ontology annotation, cellular component: UDP-N-acetylglucosamine transferase complex. Bases 1 to 624 code for a protein of 207 amino acids.
AUGCUCAUUCUGUUUGGAAUCAUUCUUUUCUUGGUGAGAUUAUGGUUUGUUUUGCCUCGUCAUGACAACCUCAUUUCCAAGAAAAGAACAGGCCACUGUAAGACAUGUAUCAUCUUAGGCUCUGGAGGACAUACAACUGAAAUGAUGCAACUCGUAAAGGGCUUAGACCUUACACGAUACACACCAAGAUGUUAUGUGAUUGCAGAUAACGAUCGAUUAAGUGAAGAGAAAGCAAGAGAAUAUGAACAAGAAAUGAAAAAGGGUACCUUUUUUAUAAGCAAGAUACCAAGAGCAAGAAGAGUAGGUCAACCUAUCAAGACAGUACCAUGGACCAUGUUGUAUUCCUUAUUCAAAUCCAGUCAAGUCUUUUUGGGUACUCUGAUACCUGAUUUGAUAUUAUGUAAUGGACCUGGUAGCUGUUUACCCAUCUGUAUACUAGCUUAUAUUCCAAGGUUACUCGGGAUCAAAAGGAUUGACAUCAUCUAUGUUGAAUCGUUUGCACGCGUCCAUUCUUUAUCUGUGACUGGCAAAUUGCUCUACCCAUUUGCGGAUCAAUUCUUGGUUCAAUGGCCUGAGCUUGUUUCUCGAUAUCCAAAAGCAAUUUAUCAAGGUGUAUUGGUUUAA